AUGCCUUCCAACGAGUCACCUACUCCCACGAAAUCAAUAGCUUAUGUGCCCUCCACUUCAGUGUUCAAGGAUGAUAUUUUUCGAGGAAAAGUGCUCUUCUGCACUGGAGGUGGUACUGGAAUCUGUCAAAAGAUGGUAGAGGCAGUCAUGCGGCAUGGCGCAUCGGCUUUCAUUUUCGGUCGCAGAGAAAACGUACUACAUGCGACUGCCUCAGACCUCACCAAACAAACCCUUCAGAGAUGCUCCUACGCCUCGGGUGACGUGCGAUCGCUCGCUUCUUUAGAAAAAGCGGUCGAAAAAUGUAUCAGUGAAUACGGCAGAAUCGAUUUUGUCAUCGCCGGUGCAGCAGGGAACUUUCUUUGCCCGAUCGAUCAACUCAGCACUAAUGCCUUCAAAUCGGUGAUCGAGAUAGACUUGCUGGGAACCUACAACACUAUCAAAGCGACCUUACCCUACAUAAAGAAAGCACAGGGCUCAUUUAUCAGUGUAUCCGCAACUUUGCAUUACUUCGGUACGCCCCUCCAAGCUCAUGUGUCCUCAGCCAAAGCUGGAGUGGAUGCUUUGUCGCAAGCUGUAGCCGUUGAAUUCGGCCCUCAUGGUAUUCGCUCUAACGUCAUCGCACCAGGUCCUAUCGGUGAUACCGAAGGUCUCUCGCGCUUGAGUACAUCUGAAUCUCGAAAGGCCAUUUUGCAGAGUAUUCCAUUGCAACGCUUUGGCACCCGAGGUGAUAUUGCCAACACAGCGGUGUUCCUCUUUUCGCCAGCCGCUUCUUUUAUCACUGGCACAGUUCUCAUCGUCGAUGGCGGUGAACAUCACCUACGAAGCACAAAUUCAUACGGAUCGUAUGGGCUGACCAAAGAAGAUGGCAACACAACCAAAAAGUCAAAUAGCAAGCUUUAA
Messenger RNA from Puccinia triticina, 900 nucleotides. RefSeq lists its product as uncharacterized. The coding region runs from base 1 to 900 and encodes 299 amino acids. The transcript is spliced from 9 exons. Lineage: Eukaryota; Fungi; Basidiomycota; Pucciniomycetes; Pucciniales; Pucciniaceae. Gene Ontology annotation, biological process: fatty acid catabolic process. The record is from RefSeq and is a predicted model, not a curated record. Gene Ontology annotation, molecular function: 2,4-dienoyl-CoA reductase (NADPH) activity.